Morus notabilis is the source of this 588-nucleotide messenger RNA. RefSeq lists its product as uncharacterized. The transcript is spliced from 2 exons. Bases 1 to 588 code for a protein of 195 amino acids. The record is from RefSeq and is a predicted model, not a curated record. NCBI's taxonomy places the organism in Eukaryota, Viridiplantae, Streptophyta, Magnoliopsida, Rosales, Moraceae.
AUGGUAUCCAUAAACCAAGCAUCCACUUAUACUGAUUUGGUAACUCCGGUGAUUACAAGAGAGAUGGGUGCUCGAUUAGAUGUUGUUUUCUCCGAGACAGAUGUUAAAAAAGCUCUAUUUGAUAUGGGCAGCUCGAAAGCGCCUGGUCCGGAUGGAUUUCACUCGGCUUUCUUCCAGCAAAAUUGGGCAAUUGUGGGGGCAAAGCAGAUGAUUGUCACGAAGACACGAGCUAAUAGGUUAAAGAUAGUUCUUGAUAGAAUCAUUUCAGAAUCACAAAGCGCCUUUGUGCGGGGUCGCUCCAUUACAGAUAAUGUUAUGGUUGCUUUUGAGGUUCUGCACGCAAUGAAGCGAAAGAAUAACAUGAAGAAUAGGUGGCUUGCGUUGAAAUUGGAUAUGAGCAAAGCAUAUGACCGGGUAGAAUGGUUGUUUUUGACAAAAAUGAUGGCGAAAAUGGGGUUUUCGACUCGGUGGACGUCGUUGGUUAUGAAUUGCUUGUCGUCUACAAAAUUAUUUUUCCUUCUAAAUUGUAUGCCCGUUGGGGAGGUGAAGGGCGCAGAGAGGUCUCUGACAAGGAUGCCCAUUAUCUAG